GGAUGUUGGAAGGUUAAGCGGGAAUUUUCGGUGACAAUUAUUGAGUUUUUCAAACCAGGAAGAUAAUUGUGACCAUUUCAAACUCAGAACGUAUUCCAAUAAGACAGAUGUAGAACCCGAGGAACCGCAGUUCACUCAUUCUACAACACGAAGUUUGCAGUUUGAAGAUGGAAAUCUGUCGUGACACCAGUGGGAUUGAUGGCGAGAGUAUUCUAUGCGUAUGUCAUGUCACUAUCUACAUCUUAUUCCUCCUAGAGUCCGUGUGAAAAGCAAGCGGGAAAACUCCCUAUCCUCAGACUGAUUCUACUACCACAAAAGCAUAGUACGGGAAACUUACAGUUUGCUGCCUCUUCCAAACAAAGAUUUAGGUUAAGACUAAGUGGUUUCACUACCCUUGGGAUGCUCGUCAAGCGACAGACCAAAAGUAUGGAAGCACCUCUUGUUAUGCGUGUACUUGCUGCCUCUGUAACCUUAGCGGAGAAGGCCAGCUCUUUAAUUCGUACAGUGUAUGCCUCCAAGGACCUUGCAAUUGUUGACAAAGGAGUUGAUGAUUUACAAUCUAGAGCUGAUAGAGAUUCUCAAAGAUGCGUUGUACAGUCAUUACGUAAAGUUUUCCCUGGUCUUCAUAUUAUCGGCGAAGAAGGAGACUUGGAUCCUGGAAACGUCCCUGAAUCCAGUGAAUUAAGUCCAGAAGUUCUUAAGCAUCAGUGUCCUCCGCAAUUGAAUUCUCUGUCAAUGGAUGAUAUCGUGGUUUGGGUAGAUCCACUGGAUGGCACCAAAGAAUUCACUGAAGGUCUCUUGGAGUAUGUCACAGUUCUUAUAGGAGUCUCAGCUGGAGGGAAACCUGUAGGAGGUGUAGUCGCUCAGCCUUUCUACCAUACCAACACAGUCGCGAAUGGAAGCGCACCACAGUACGUAACUCGAGUCGUAUGGGGACUUGUAGGUCUUGGGAUAUUUGGGAUCAAUCCUAAAUUGCCUUCCUCGCAACUGCCAUAUCCAAUCAACCAAAGCGCUCCAAAACUAUCUUUACCACAUGCUAUUGUGGUUACUCGGUCUCAUCGAUCUCCUGCACAUGACAUCGUAAACAAUGCAUUCUAUCCCACUGAAACUGUUCGUGCUGGAGGAUGCGGUUACAAAGUUCUUAUGCUGCUAGAAGGACGUGGUCAUGUUUAUGUCUUCCCUAGUCAAGGGACCAAAAAGUGGGAUACAUGUGCACCGGAAGCUGUCCUCCUGGCAUCUGGAGGCAAGUUAACAGAUAUACUUGGACAGUCUUAUUACUAUGGUCUCAAUGCAAAACACGAAAAUGUUAGAGGUAUACUGGCUACCCCUGUUGCUGAUUGGCUUCCAGCUUAUGUUGCAUGCUUACCAAAAGAAAUAGUUGAUGAUUUCUCUGCUCGUGAUUAACUGUUGUUACAGAUUAUCCUGUCUCAGUCAACUACUACACAUAUCUAUGUACGUCGUUUCCUAUUUUGUAUUCUGUAGUCAGACGUUAUUCCUCACUUAAAAAAUAACAUUCACAUAUAGUAGGUUUUUCACUAACCACAUCAGGUGCAAAUAUGCACAGCUGAUUGAGAUUCGCUAUUUUCCAAUCACUGAUUAUUCUUAAAUCAAAGAUGACUUCAAAAAUAUAACUUUUCCUGCUGUGUUUC
Heterobilharzia americana is the source of this 1649-nucleotide messenger RNA. The record is from the annotation of a GenBank genome assembly. NCBI's taxonomy places the organism in Eukaryota, Metazoa, Platyhelminthes, Trematoda, Strigeidida, Schistosomatidae.